UUGCGUUUGCAGUGUUAAAAAAGGAAAACGGAAGGUGGUUUUGUUUCCAUCAAAUCAAAUGCAAUCCAACCCUAUAUAUAAGCAUUCAAUACCUGCGUGUUCUUUCGGGCUUUCAUCACCGAAAGUAACGGAGAGAUUUCCUUAACCAGAAACUCCAAAAUACCCCCAACCCCCUACCAAUCAGUUUCAACUAUGUUGCAGAGAUCCAGACGGCGUUGCGAGGGCACAGCCAUGGGCGCUAUCGUUCUCGAUCUACGACCCGGUCUCGGUAUCGGACCCUUCUCCCUCGGAAUGCCUAUAUGUGAAGCAUUUGCUCAGAUAGAGCAGCAGCCUAACAUAUACGAUGUGGUGCAUGUGAAGUAUUAUGAUGAGGAGCCUCUGAAGUUGGAUAUUGUUAUAAGCUUUCCGGAUCAUGGGUUUCAUCUCCGUUUCGAUCCCUGGUCUCAGAGACUGCGACUUAUUGAAAUAUUUGAUGUAAAGCGGCUUCAAAUGCGCUAUUCCACUUCCCUCAUUGGGGGACCGUCGACUCUAGCUACUUUUGUUGCUGUAUAUGCACUUUUUGGGCCCACAUAUCCUGGAAUUUUUGAUAAGGAUAGAGGCAUUUACACACUAUUCUAUCCGGGGCUUUCCUUUGCAUUUCCUAUUCCAAGUCAGUUUACAGACUGCUGUCACGACGGGGGAGUGGAAUUGCCAUUGGAGUUUCCAGAUGGGACCACACCAGUUACAUGCCGUGUUUCUAUAUAUGAUAGUUCCUCCGGUAAGAAGGUUGGUGUGGGGUCCUUAAUGGAUAAGGCUUCUGCUCCGCCAUUACCUGCUGGCAGCAUUUACAUGGAAGAGGUUCUUGUCAAGCUGGGGGAAGAAUUGUACUUCACUGUUGGCUCUCAACACAUUCCUUUUGGUGCUUCUCCACAGGAUGUGUGGACUGAGCUAGGUCGUCCCUGUGGCAUUCAUCAAAAGCAGGUAGAUCAAAUGGUUAUUCAUUCUGCCUCAGAUCUUCGGCCACGAACAACUCUUUGUGGAGAUUACUUCUAUAAUUAUUUUACUCGUGGUCUGGACAUCUUAUUUGAUGGGCAGACUCACAAAAUCAAGAAGUUUGUAUUGCAUACCAACUACCCUGGUCAUGCUGAUUUCAAUUCUUACAUUAAGUGCAACUUUGUUAUCUAUGGCUCAGAUUCAGUUGGAGGAUCUUUUCAGGAAGUAAAUAACAGCAAACAGAGGGCUAUUACACCUAGCACAAAAUGGGAACAAGUGAAGGAAAUACUUGGGGAUUGUGGGCGAGCGGCCAUUCAAACACAAGGCUCUGCAAGUAACCCUUUUGGUUCUACUCUUGUAUAUGGUUAUCAAAAUAUAGCCUUCGAGGUUAUGAAGAAUGGUUAUAUUGCAACUAUAACUCUCUUCCAGUCAUGAUGAUGCACGGACAUCUACAAAUUUAAUGACGAGGUGGUAAGUGGAGAGCUCAUGUGGUUCCCAUUAUGCCAUUCGGUUCGGUUUGUGUGGAUCAAAAGGUGGUCAAAUCAGCCCAUUUCACCCGUAAAACAUUGUCGUGUGACUGUUUUAAAGGAAAUAUAUCAUGUGCCAGUCAUGUGAUUGUUUUCAGGGAGAGGGAAAUGGAACAUUUGAGACCACCUUUUAAAGCAUGUUUGUUUGAGAUUCUAUUCGCACACAGAGGUUCACGCGUUUUCUGAGGUAAAUACACGCUCUUUGGGAGCGAUUCACUGUGAAGAAAAUGGUCUUUUUUUAUCAACUCUCGGUGGUGGUUGAAAGAACUUAAAACAAACAUGCUGUUAGUCUAUGCAGACAAAGUGGUGGGGGGCCACAGCAGCACUGAAUGAAUGGAUGUCUGACAAAAGUGGUCAUUGAUGGAGACUCAAUGAGAAGCAUUUGCUAAUUUUAAGGAUCCAAUUAGAAUCUUUUUAUACUCUCGAAGGACUAAUUCAAAAGGUCGUCAAACCUCUAGGGAUCAACAUAUUAAACAUAUUUAUUAUAGUUGAUAACACGGAGUUUUGAGUUUUUGUGCAUUGCCGGGGCUUUUGGUUGCUCUUAAUCUCUCUC
Molecule: messenger RNA, 2052 nt
Organism: Gastrolobium bilobum
Lineage: Eukaryota; Viridiplantae; Streptophyta; Magnoliopsida; Fabales; Fabaceae
Product: PHAF1 protein At3g51130
Exons: 15
Coding region: 193-1407 (404 amino acids)
Source: RefSeq, a predicted model, not a curated record